Messenger RNA from Gossypium arboreum, 1104 nucleotides. RefSeq names its product probable glutathione S-transferase. Bases 270 to 929 code for a protein of 219 amino acids. Gene Ontology annotation, cellular component: cytoplasm. Gene Ontology annotation, molecular function: glutathione transferase activity. Gene Ontology annotation, biological process: glutathione metabolic process. Lineage: Eukaryota; Viridiplantae; Streptophyta; Magnoliopsida; Malvales; Malvaceae. The record is from RefSeq and is a predicted model, not a curated record. The transcript is spliced from 2 exons.
GGACAUUAAAAUACAGGUUUAUGACCGGAAAUAAACUUUUAGAAAAAUGAAAAUAUCGGGAGUUUUCGAGAGAGAGAAUUUUCUUUUCUCUAUCUCCAGAUUCAUUGAUUUAUGUGAUUAUGUCAAGAAAGACGUAGAAAAAGCUAGACUCUUCCCUUUUUUUUUUGCCUAUAAAUAGACAUACUUAUACCCCUUCAGUUCAGAAUCAGAGAGAGAAAAGAACAAGCCUAAGAUUUUAGUUUUAGUAUUUGAAUCUUUAGAUCAAUAGAAUGGCAGAGGAAGUAGUAUUGCUGGAUUUCUGGCCAAGUCUGUUUGGGAUGAGAUCCAGGAUUGCUUUGGCUGAGAAAGGGAUUAAGUACGAAUACAAGGAAGAAGACUUGAGGAACAAGAGUGCUUUACUGCUGCAGAUGAACCCUGUUCAUAAGAAAAUCCCUGUCCUUAUCCAUAACGGUAAACCUGUUUGUGAGUCGCUCAUUCAGGUUCAGUACAUCGAUGAGGUAUGGCAUGACAAAGCUCCUUUGCUCCCUUCUGACCCUUACCAAAAAGCUACUGUAAGAUUCUGGGCUGAUUAUAUUGACAAGAAGAUAUAUGACCUGGGGAGCAGAGUAUGGAAGACAAAGGGAGAAGAGCAAGCAACAGCAAAGAAAGAAUUCAUAGAAAGCCUGAAGCUGAUAGAAAAGGAGCUUGGGGACAAGCCUUACUUUGGAGGAGAAAGUUUUGGAUAUGUGGAUGUUGCAUUCAUUCCGUUUUAUAGCUGGUUUUAUGCUUAUGAGAAGUGUGGGAACUUCAGCAUUGAAGCAGAGUGUCCCAAACUAAUAGCAUGGGCUAAAAGGUGCAUGCAAAAGGAGAGUGUAGCCAAGUCCCUUCCUGACCAACAAAAAGUCUAUGAUUUUAUCCUGCAGAUGAAGAAACAUUUUGGAAUUGAGUAAUUCCAGCCUUUAUUUAUGAUUUUAAAUAAAAUGGGGACAUGUAUGUUGUGCCUCCCCUGUUCUCAGUUCUUCUAUUUUUCGUUUUUCAAUCGAUCAGAUGGUUUGGGAUUUGUCGGUUGCAGUAUGUAGUUUUUAAAUUAAAGGUAAUCAAUACUAAACACUUGCUCUUAUCUUA